This is a messenger RNA of Planococcus citri (citrus mealybug), 2057 nucleotides long. RefSeq lists its product as uncharacterized. The coding region runs from base 316 to 1926 and encodes 536 amino acids. The transcript is spliced from 8 exons. Gene Ontology annotation, molecular function: long-chain fatty acid-CoA ligase activity. The record is from RefSeq and is a predicted model, not a curated record. NCBI's taxonomy places the organism in Eukaryota, Metazoa, Arthropoda, Insecta, Hemiptera, Pseudococcidae. Gene Ontology annotation, biological process: long-chain fatty acid metabolic process; fatty-acyl-CoA biosynthetic process.
UCGCGGGAGCUCUCCGCUCUCACUGUCACUUCAUCUCCCAUCCAACGAUGCCGCUGCUAACUGAUAACCGGUGUUUAUCAGUCAGAAAAAAUUGUUCUAGCUUUUAAAAUACUUGAAAUUGUGUACAUUCUAAACUUGUUCACAAACGUAUUAUUAAUGUCAGUCAAACUGGUAGAUUACUUGUUCGAGCCAUCGUUAGUCGUUAAGUUACAUCGAGAAUCCGCGUUAAUUUGUUGAUGCAUAUACAAAUUCAGUAGAUAAUAGACGUGUUGGAUCGUAGUUCAAAAUCGAGAUCGAAGCAUACACCAUCUCAAGAUGAGCAACCUGUUGUAUGGGCCUCCUUUACCUGUUAAUUUUGGGAAUGGUUUGAAACAAAGCGUUGGAAGUUACAUUUUGGACUACAUUCGUAACAGUGAAGAUAGAGUUUAUAUGAUAAAUGGCGAAACGAACGAAAAAUUGACUUUACGCCAACUAUCAGAACGAAGUUUAAACCUAGCAAAUCAUUUACAAAGCUUAGGAUGCCGAUCAUCGAAAACCAACGUGGCUAUUUUUUCCGAAAAUCACAUAAAUUUCAUGAUUGCUCAAUUAGGUAUCUGGUUGAGCGGAUCAACACCGGCUACGAUAAAUUUUCUAUACACGUACGAUGAACUGAAGCACGCUAUGAGCAUCGUUAAACCCAGCGUACUGAUGUGUUCCCUUCAAACAUUAUCGAUAGCUAAAGAAACUUUGGCGAAGAACGAAUUCGUCAAACAUUUGAUACUGCUAGAUGAUCCUCCGGCACCUGUGUCGGAUGUUUUGCUGUUUUCUAAUCUCAUAAAGAGAAGCACUUUUAUGUACAUGCCACCACCUGAUGAUCCAAAUGCUCCAGCGGCGAUUUUGUUUUCCAGCGGAACUACCGGAUUAGCGAAAGGAGUAUUGCAAACUCACAGCAAUAUUUUAUACAUGCUUCGUAUGAUCAAAAUAUACGACUUAUUCCACUUAGAAGGACAAUACACAUUGACCACGUUACCUAUGUAUCACGGAUUCGGGAUGUUUGUUAAUUUAUUCACUCUUGAUCUCGAUAUGACCCAAAUAUUUUUGAAAAGAUUCGACGAAGAGUUGUAUCUGUCACUGAUCGAAAAAUACAAGAUAAAAAGUAUAUACAUGGUGCCUCCUAUGGUAGUAAGUCUUUUGAAAAGCGAUCUAGUAAGCAAAUUCGAUAUAUCUUCCGUCGAUCACAUGGUCUGCGGAUCAGCCACUUUGAAAAUUAGUACAGAAAAAGAGGCGAUAGAAAAAUUCAACUUGAAACGAUUCCAACAAGGUUAUGGAAUGACUGAAAGUACUCUAGUUGUGACUCUUAAACGUCCUGAGAACGAAAAAUUAGGAAGUUGCGGUACUAUAGUGCCCGGAGUUGUUGGAAAAGUAAUAAAUGCAGAGACUGGUGAAACUUUAGGACCAGGUCAAACUGGAGAAUUAUGUUUUAAAACGCCUGGAAUGAUGAGAGGAUACCUUGAUAAUCCUAAAGCUACUGCGAGUACUAUUCGUGAUGGAUGGCUUCAUACUGGAGAUUUAGGUUAUUACGACGAAGAUGGCGAUUUCUUCGUUGUCGAUAGACUGAAAGAGCUGAUUAAAUAUAAAGCGUAUCAGGUUGCUCCAGCCGAAUUAGAAGCCUUACUCAUAAAACACCCGGAAGUAAAAGAUGCCGGAGUGAUUGGUAUACCAGACGAAGUAGCAGGAGAAUUGCCAACAGCUUUCGUUGUCAAAAAAAAGCAAUCGACCAUCACAGAAAAAGAUUUACAACAAUACGUUGCCAGUAAAGUAUCGCCUCAUAAAUGGCUCAGAGGAGGAGUCACGUUCAUCGACGAAGUUCCAAAAAAUCCCAGCGGUAAAAUACUUCGACGAAAGCUGAGGGAGUUGGCUGCCAACAAGAUCGUCUGUAAAUAUUAAUCAUCGAAUCUCGACGACAGACCUAUAAAUAAUCGCGUGAUUUCAAUAUUUCUUUUAUGUAUGUGUAUUAUUGACCAAUGACCAUGUUUAAAUUUGUUUUUAAAAUUAUAUCCUUACGCAAUUUUUUUUUA